Sclerotinia sclerotiorum 1980 UF-70 is the source of this 1278-nucleotide messenger RNA. RefSeq lists its product as hypothetical. The transcript is spliced from 3 exons. Bases 1 to 1278 code for a protein of 425 amino acids. Gene Ontology annotation, molecular function: protein dimerization activity. NCBI's taxonomy places the organism in Eukaryota, Fungi, Ascomycota, Leotiomycetes, Helotiales, Sclerotiniaceae. The record is from RefSeq and is a predicted model, not a curated record.
AUGGCAAGUGUGGUUUGCCAGAAGCCUGCCGUUGAUUAUUUCACAUUGUCGCGGCAGCAAACUGAACAGAGUACUUCCCCAUUCAACUGGGAUAGUGAGCCUGCACUCGUCCAUAACUCAGACUCCUGUGACUCUAUUCUCCCAUCACCAACUUCAUCCAACCCAAUCUUCUCCAGACCUUCUUACAUUCUCCCAAAAGAAGAACCAUUUCAAAGCUCCAACCGCAAAUCAUCUACAGGUCAAGCAUUUGACUUUGGUACCUUUGAAGAUUGGAUGCGCUGGGACGAUCCAAGUGACGCAACUCUAUCACCCACCUCGGAUCUCUUCCCAGAACUCAAGAGUGAGCCCCUCUCGCCUAAUAUGAGCGGUCUCGAACUCUCUCGAAAUCUUUCCACUAUCGACGAAGCAGCAGUAUUUGGAGACGACAACAUGGGCGAAGCUGGAGAACAACUAUUUCAACCCACACCCAAUAAUCUAAUGAGCUCACCCAUCAUCGACAUCCCAUCCCGAGAAGGCUUAUACUCCACCCCUCUUUCCUGGGCACGACCUCAAAUGAACUCGAAUAUCAACUCUAACAUUCGCCGCGCACAACCCAUUCCUCAGCCUCAACCACAACCCAUAAUUUACCACCGCACUCUUACUCCCCAAGAAGAGAUCCAACUUCGCGCUAUAGCCAUGCCCCAGCAAGCUCAAAACUCCGCUGCAUACCCCACCUCUCCAACUUCAUCCAGAAGCUCACCAGCACAUUCUCCCAUCUCCAGACCCGCACGCCAGUCAAUGUCAAAUCCAAACCACCACUCAAACAACCUGAAACGUAAAUCAUCAGCUUGUUCAUCAGACUCGAAUACUGACGGUGAAGAUGAGAUGCCCGUCCGCCAUCCACCAAUUAAGAAGACCGCUCAUAACAUGAUCGAAAAACGAUACCGAACAAAUUUGAAUGACAAGAUUGCUUUACUGAGAGAUAGCGUACCCAGUUUGAGAGUAAUGUCAAGAAAAUGUUCGAGGGGACAAGAAGAUGGGGAUGACCAUAUUGGAGAUGACGAGGAGGAAGAUUUGCAAGGUUUAACACCAGCACACAAAUUAAAUAAGGCAACUGUAUUAUCCAAAGCAACAGAAUACAUCAACCACCUCGAAAAACGCAACAAAUAUCUCCAAAGAGAAAACGAAAGUCUCAAAUCCCGCGUCGAAGCUUUCGAAAUGUUAAUGAUGUCCAACCAAACACAAAACGGCGUACCACAACAAACAAACGGCAUGCAAAGAGGAAGAUAUGGAUCGUGA